This is a messenger RNA of Candidula unifasciata, 162 nucleotides long. Lineage: Eukaryota; Metazoa; Mollusca; Gastropoda; Stylommatophora; Geomitridae. The record is from the annotation of a GenBank genome assembly.
UGCAGGCCAUAGACUGCUACAAGUGCACAUCCAUCAAUGGGACGAGUGAGGAGUGUGAGGACACCUUUGAUCGAGGCAGUAAAACUGUACAUCUGAUAGAGAGGGGCUGCUUCUAUGGCUUGUUUCGAGGCACCCACUGCAUCAAGUUCAAGGGUGAAAGAG